UGAUAAAUGCACUUUAUCGCUACAAUUUACUGAACAAUCCAUUAACUGUAGCUUACAGCAAAGUGACAUUAUUAAAUAAUUCCUCUUCAUACAUUUGCCCCGUGUAUUGAUUCCAUAUCCAUACUAUAUAAGUCAAUAGUAAACACUACACAGAGAAGCGUCUGCUGCACGGCUCGGCUUGAAUUCAAUUGAUUCACGUGAUAAAAAAUCAUGUCGACGUAACAUUCCGAAACGGUAGAACCCUAGUAUUGUGGAUGCACAGAGACUCGUUUACCCGUUUUCCUGUUUCGCAUAAGGAAUUAAGCUAACAAACAGUGCAAUCAUGGGAAAAUCACCAAGGGUUCUUUCCAUACAAAGUCAUGUCGUAUCGGGAUACGUAGGAAACAAGAGUGCUACAUUUCCCUUGCAGGUUCUUGGAUUCGAAGUCGAUGCCAUUAAUUCUGUACAGUUAUCAAACCAUACUGGUUAUGGAUCUUGUGCGGGACAAGUACUACAUGCUGACGAACUGGCACAGUUGAUGAAGGGUUUGGCGAGCAAUGGGCUUGAUCAUUACUCUCACCUAUUGACUGGAUACUCAGGCUCACCAACAUUCCUUAAAGGCAUAGCUGAUGCUGUCAAACAGCUACGUGCUAAAAAUCCAAAUCUGAUGUAUGUGUGUGAUCCAGUAAUGGGAGACAAUGGACGAAUGUACGUUCCAGAAGAACUGCUUCCUAUUUAUCGUGAUGUAAUUGUGCCAUUGGCUGAUAUCAUCACUCCAAACCAGUAUGAAGUUGAAUUGCUUACAGGGCAGAAGGUGGAAACAAUAGAUGAUGCAUGGCGAGCUGUUGAUAUCUUCCACAACCAAGGAAUAAAAACUGUUGUGCUUUCUUCAACAGAACUUGGAGAUGAAGAACAUUUGUUAGGUCUCGCAAGCUCUGUCAUUGGUAAAGAGAGAAAGAAGUUUAGCAUAAGAAUUCCACGAAUUAAAGGAGUCUUUACUGGAACUGGUGACUUGUUUGCUGCACUGUUUCUUGCUUGGAUGUACCACAGUGAUGGAGACACAAAGUUGGCCCUAGAGAAAACAAUUGCCACUCUCCAAGGUGUCCUCCACCGCACACAUGAAUUUGCAGGAAAUGUGACUGGUUUAUCAAAGCCAAUGAAGGCAGCUGCUGUGGAACUACGUCUUAUUCAAAGCCGUCAAGAUAUUGAAAAGCCAGAGAUCCGUGUUCGGGCCCAGGAACACUAAAUAGAAAUACUGUUAUCAAAUAUUACCAUGAACUGUUGCGCAAAAGAUACUGCAACAGUUUUACUGCAUUUUAUGUUUUUUUUUGUAGAUAGAUUAGAGCUGCAUAAGAUGCUUAAAUGUUUAACAUAGCAGACAGUUUUAAUGUUACACAAGCUACAAGAAGUCACAAACAACAAGCACUGGUGUUAAUUCUCCAACUGUGAAUGCAAAAAUACAACGAAUGACACCGUUAUUUCGUGUAAGUUAACUUUGACCACAAGUGUACUGUAUUGGUAACAACAAAUCAUAAGUGAUUUUACUGAUAGUGGCAUGUUGACUGUAUUAACGUACAUAAUAUGUAUGUCCCUUGUAGGUAACAUCAAGUUAUGUGUCAAUUGUUGUGAUUUGGUCUAGACAUGUCUUGAAGUAAUAAGCAGAACAACAUAAGGGAGGGGGGGAUGGCACUGGUGUUCUUAGGAUAAUAUUAAUUUGUCUUGGGUUCCUAUUUGUACAAUAAGUUGAUGGCUGAGAAUCAGUUUGAGUGUAUACGUGCAAUACCUAUUUUAAUGUUGAAACAUUGAGUGGAAGUGUGCAACAAGUACUUAUAAAGUAUUUUGUUAUUUGUUACAUUACUAGGAGGAGGGGUGGGGAGGGGUCUUGAAAACAAAUAAAAAUGCAUCUUUCGCCCUGAAGUAUAUUUAAAAUUUAUGGAAAUAAUUGUCUCCUCAGUAGUGAAACUAAAAUGUG
This is a messenger RNA of Schistocerca nitens (vagrant locust), 1951 nucleotides long. RefSeq names its product pyridoxal kinase. Gene Ontology annotation, biological process: pyridoxal 5'-phosphate salvage. Gene Ontology annotation, molecular function: pyridoxal kinase activity. Gene Ontology annotation, cellular component: cytosol. The transcript has 7 exons. The record is from RefSeq and is a predicted model, not a curated record. The coding region runs from base 323 to 1225 and encodes 300 amino acids. NCBI's taxonomy places the organism in Eukaryota, Metazoa, Arthropoda, Insecta, Orthoptera, Acrididae.